AUGGUUCUAAUUUCGUGUCGACAGAGUAAAAAAUUAGCAUUACGCUGGGAUGCUAAUCUUGAAUCAAACUUAUUCAACAAAUUGUGUGAUGAAUUGGUGGGCGAGAUACUUGUAAGACUACCCACAACAGUAGCCGUUCGAUUCCAAGUGGUUUGCAAACGCUGGUAUUCUCUCAUCUCUUCUCCUUACUUUAUUGGCCGCUUUCGUCACCUACGCCACCAACAUAUUCAAUCAACCAGCCUUGUUUUCCGAUUUGCAUAUUCUUGUGACUUCACCUGUGGCUCUGGCUGCCAUCAUUGCCAGCAUUCUCACUUCCAAAUCAUCUCCAACUCCAACUCUUCUAAUUCCUUAUUAAGAAAAGUGUACGGAGAGAGUGCGUUCCAUUUAAGUUAUCUCCCAUGUUCCCCUAUAGACCUUCAAGCACUUCGAUUGGAAGGCUCCUUUGCUGGCUUAGUCUUAUGCUCUUGCAUUACCCCCACCAACACCAACACCAACACCUACAAAACUGAUUAUUAUGUCUCCAAUCCGCUCACCAGAAAAUGGAUUGCUCUCCCUCCAGUUGCCUAUGAUGUGAACGAGUAUGUCUCCAUUGGCUUUAUAUGUGUUCCGUCCCCAGUGGCAUUGGAUACCAAGUUCAUGGUGGUGAGGCUUUGUUCUGGUCGUUAUGAAUUUACGCCUCGUUCUUGCUUUAAAGCCCAAGUCUUUUCUUCGGAGAACUGGCAAUGGAGGACUUUGGUUGUUUCAUCCCUUCUCACCUUGGAGCAGCAGAUAGGGGGCACUCCUCUUGUUGCCUAUAGAGGGAUGCUUCAUUGGCUAAACGCUGAUUGUAUCUUGGUGUAUGAUCUACUAAACACCCCGGAAAGAUUCUCUCGUGUCAUUCAUCUUCCAAUUCAAAUAUCUCCCUCCAAUAUUUACAGAAAUAAUUGCUUUGGAGUAAGCCAAGGUUGUCUUCGUGUGACGGGACUUUCAGGUGAGGACACAGUAAAUCGAGAUCCUGUACUGGAUGUAUGGGAAUUGGAGGACUAUGAUUCUGGGUUGUGGAAUUUGGUUCACAAGGUUCGCCUUAAAAAUCUGAUCCAUUAUGGGUUUCUGGAAAACUUGGAGAAUGAAUUGCCUCAUUGUUUUUUAGUAAUAAGCCUUCAUCCUGAAAAUGGGGAUGUUAUUUAUUUACGGUUACAUACUGGAGUAGUCCUUGUCAACAUGAAAAGCAAAAUAAUAGAGCGAUUCUAUCCAAUGGAUGAUAUGACGGGAUUUUGUUGGGCGGAUGCCUUUCACCUUGUUGACCAGUGGUGGCCAACGGCACUAUCAUUACGGCAUUAA
Ipomoea triloba (trilobed morning glory) is the source of this 1320-nucleotide messenger RNA. RefSeq names its product putative F-box/kelch-repeat protein At1g15680. The transcript has a single exon. Gene Ontology annotation, molecular function: protein binding. The record is from RefSeq and is a predicted model, not a curated record. NCBI's taxonomy places the organism in Eukaryota, Viridiplantae, Streptophyta, Magnoliopsida, Solanales, Convolvulaceae. The coding region runs from base 1 to 1320 and encodes 439 amino acids.